Argentina anserina (silverweed cinquefoil) is the source of this 2167-nucleotide messenger RNA. RefSeq names its product auxin transporter-like protein 2. Gene Ontology annotation, cellular component: membrane. The record is from RefSeq and is a predicted model, not a curated record. Gene Ontology annotation, molecular function: amino acid transmembrane transporter activity. Lineage: Eukaryota; Viridiplantae; Streptophyta; Magnoliopsida; Rosales; Rosaceae. The transcript is spliced from 11 exons. Bases 514 to 1965 code for a protein of 483 amino acids. Gene Ontology annotation, biological process: amino acid transmembrane transport.
GAGAGAGAGAGAGGUACACUGACAGAAGCUAUGUAAAAUCUCUGCAACAGUGUAACAGAAACACAGACAGAGAAAGAAGAUAGUCUUUUAUAUUUUCAACCAAUACUGCUCUACUUCUUCUCCUUUUCUGUCAGAUCCCCCUACCCUCUAAACCCCAGGAAUCAAUAUAUCCCCAAGAAAAACCAGACCCCUCAAAGCUUUUAUUUCCUCACCAGUCCCUGAGUCCCUCCUUUUCUCCUCAAAGUCUUUAAGAGGCAGAUACACCUUUUUACCUGUGAAUAUCUCCUUGACAAUCAACCCAGAUUUUGUUGCCAAUUCAAUUCUCAAACCGAAAAGCCAGCAUUCAAUAGUGUAUUUGGCUGCGUCUGAGACACUACGACAAGUCUUUCAACUUACAGGAAAAAAAGGAAAGAGUAACAGACUGCUCUGGUUUUCUUCGUUAAUUUCAAAGGUUUCUACAUAUUAUAAAUACAAGGCCAGUCAUUCUAAACAAGGUCGAUUUUCUUAGUAGCAAUGUCGCAUUCAUCACCUCAGAAGCAAGCAGAGGACGCCAUGGUGAACCAGAGCAUCAUUGAUCAUGAAGACAGGGACGAAGUAAUCCCAGAUCAAACUCAAACUGGUUUCAGCAUCAGCAACUUUCUCUGGCAUGGUGGCUCUGUUUAUGACGCCUGGUUCAGCUGUGCAUCAAAUCAAGUCGCUCAAGUUCUUCUGACAUUGCCAUACUCUUUCUCUCAACUUGGUAUGCUCUCAGGCAUCAUCUUUCAAGUGUUCUAUGGCAUUUUGGGAAGCUGGACUGCUUAUCUCAUUAGUAUUCUCUAUGUUGAGUACCGAAGCCGAAAGGAGAAAGAAAAUGUUAGCUUCAAGAACCAUGUCAUCCAGUGGUUUGAAGUUCUAGAUGGUUUGUUGGGUCCAUACUGGAAAGCAGUUGGUUUAGCCUUCAACUGUACUUUCCUCCUCUGUGGAUCUGUCAUUCAGCUCAUAGGUUGUGCAAGUAAUAUCUACUAUAUAAACGACCAUCUGGACAAGAGGACAUGGACAUACAUAUUUGGAGCUUGUUGUGCCACCACUGUGUUCAUACCCUCAUUCCACAACUACAGAAUUUGGUCAUUUCUUGGUCUUGGAAUGACCACCUACACUGCUUGGUAUAUGACCAUUGCAGCAAUCGUUCAUGGCCAGGCUGAGGGUGUAAAACACUCAGGACCAGAUAAGUUGGUUUUGUACUUCACUGGCGCCACAAAUAUACUAUACACUUUCGGCGGGCACGCCGUCACUGUGGAGAUCAUGCAUGCAAUGUGGAAGCCUCAGAAGUUUAAGUACGUCUAUCUGUUUGCAACCCUCUAUGUAUUCACCCUAACCCUUCCAUCUGCUAGUGCUGUGUACUGGGCCUUUGGUGACGAACUCCUCACUCAUUCGAACGCCUUCGCCCUCCUUCCUCGAAAUGCUUGGCGUGAUGCAGGGGUUGUGCUGAUGCUCAUUCACCAGUUUAUCACUUUUGGGUUUGCUUGUACACCGUUGUAUUUCGUGUGGGAGAAAGUAAUAGGAAUGCAUGACACAAAGAGCAUUUGUCUAAGGGCGCUUGCCAGGUUACCUGUGGUGAUUCCCAUAUGGUUUUUGGCCAUCAUAUUUCCUUUCUUUGGUCCCAUUAACUCUGCUGUUGGAGCUCUUCUCGUCAGCUUCACUGUCUACAUUAUACCUGCUUCAGCUCAUAUGCUCACCUUCCGAUCUGCCUCUGCUCGAAAGAAUGCGGCAGAGAAGCUUCCCUUCUUCCUCCCUAGCUGGACUGGAAUGUACGUGGUGAAUGCAUUUAUAGUGGUGUGGGUGUUUAUAGUCGGGUUUGGAUUCGGAGGAUGGGCUAGCAUGACCAACUUCAUCAAGCAAGUCGACACUUUUGGGUUGUUUGCCAAGUGUUACCAAUGUCCACCGCGAGUCUCAGCUGCUCCACCACCACAUCCAUUGCAUCACUAAGAUCAGUUCUCAUCGUCAAUUAGUACAUGGUGUGAUGCAUUUUCCCCAUCUUUUGUGUAGCCUUUAAUUAUAGGCAGUAGUACUCUUUUGUGAAUGUGAAUGGUGCGUCUCUUUUAGAGUUCAGUCAAGCUGUUUUUGUUUGUGUUCUGUUUCAAGUAAUCAUGGCUAAUGUAUCAAUGGUUAUUAUGGGUUUUAAUAUAAA